Molecule: messenger RNA, 1665 nt
Organism: Gavia stellata (red-throated loon)
Lineage: Eukaryota; Metazoa; Chordata; Aves; Gaviiformes; Gaviidae
Product: keratin, type I cytoskeletal 12
Exons: 9
Coding region: 1-1665 (554 amino acids)
Molecular function (GO): structural molecule activity
Source: RefSeq, a predicted model, not a curated record
AUGGCCCUUUCUGUGCGCACAAGUGGUGGAUCCCGGCAAUUCUCUUCUCGGAGUGGACUUGGCGGGGGAUCUCUGAGAAUGUCUAGUUCUAGCGGUGGAGGAGGCUUUGGUAGCAGUGGACUUGGGUUUGGUGGUGGGUCUGGCGGAGGUUUUGGUGCUGCUUCCAUGCUUGGUUCAGGCUCUGGCUUCAGUGGGUGUUUUGGGAGCAGCUCAGGUGGAGGCUUUGGGAGCAGCUUAAGUAGUGGCUUUGGUGGCGGCUUUGGUAGUGGUUUAUGUGGUAGCUAUGGAAGUGGCUUAGGCAGUGCUUUUGGCAGAGGUUUUGGAAGUGGUUUUGGCAGCAGCUCAGGCACUGGUUCUGGAGGUGGCUUUGGUAGUGGCUCAGGAUCUGUUUUUGGAGGUUGUUUUGGCACUGCUGGUGCUGGGGAUGGUGGCCUUCUUUCUGGCUCAAAAAAAGAAACUAUGCAGAACCUCAAUGACCGUCUGGCUGCUUACCUGGACAAAGUACGAUCUCUGGAGGACGCCAAUACUGAGUUGGAGUGCAAAAUCCACGAGUGGUAUGAGAAAAACGGCCCUGGCACUGGUAUCCCUGGAUCUGGGAGUGACUAUAGCAAAUACUACCCUAUAAUUGAAGAUCUUCGAAACAAGAUCAUUAAUGCAACUAUCGACAAUGCAAGAAUCAUUUUGCAGGUCGAUAAUGCCAGACUGGCUGCUGAUGAUUUCAGACUGAAAUAUGAGAAUGAAGUGGCUCUUCGCCAGAGUGUGGAAGCUGACAUCAAUGGUCUGCGCAGAGUUCUUGAUGAGCUGACCUUGACAAGAGCUGAUUUGGAGAUGCAGAUUGAAAGCCUGAAUGAAGAACUGGCUUAUCUCAAGAAGAAUCAUGAAGAGGAGCUUCAGGGCAUCCAGAGCAGUGCCUUUGGCCAAGUCAGCGUUGAAAUGGAUGCUGCUCCAGGAAUUGACCUGACCAAGCUUUUGAAUGACAUGAGGGGACAGUAUGAAGUCAUUGCUGAGCAAAAUCGUAAAGAGGCUGAAGCAUGGUUCAAUGAAAAAAGUGGGGAGCUGAAAAGGGAAAUCUCCACCAAUACUGAGCAGCUUCAGUCAGGAAAGAGUGAGAUCACAGAUUUAAAACGGACUCUCCAGAGCUUGGAAAUUGAACUACAGUCUCAGCUUGCCAUGAAAAAAUCCCUUGAAGACACUUUGGCAGAAACGGAAGGCGGUUACUGUGCUCAGCUUUCACAAAUGCAACUUCAGAUUGGGAAUCUGGAGUCUCAGCUGUUUCAGGUCAGGGCUGAUAUGGAGCGCCAGAAUGCGGAGUAUCAACAACUUCUAGACAUCAAGACUCGCCUGGAAAUGGAGAUAGAAACCUAUCGUCGCUUGCUUGAUGGCGAGUUUGUGACCGCAGGACAGGAACUUACAUUUGAAAGCUCGUCCUUGACAGGGUCCAAAUCACAAACACAAUCACUGGACUCUUCUCAGGAUCCUACCAAAACUAGAAAGAUCAAGACAAUUAUUGAAGAAGUGGUAGAUGGAAAAGUUGUUGCAUCCCAUGUUAAGGAAGUUGAAGAGAAGAUAGAAGCCAGGGUAAUUAAAACAAUUAUCAAAGAAAUAAAUCAGCAUAGUAGAAUCGCAACAUCUAAAAUCCAGUCAGUUAAAGAAAAAGCACUGUGA